UACCUGUGAUACAAUGCCAUUCCGCCCACUCUGCCCACUUUGCCCACUCUCAGCCGUAACCUGAUCAGGAAGUUGGACUUAUACUAACACGAUUAGCUGAUGGUCUCGUGAAUAAAAAUUUGUAAUUAAUCUCUUUUGCUGAGUUUGUUUUGUUGCAUUCUGUCUCUGUCGAAUAAAACUUUUUUUUUAUACCUAUUGGUUCGUUGCUCAUUCUUUAUGCCAAUGUUAGAGCCAUAGGUUUAGAUUUGGUCGACUGCUUUCUUUUAGAUAUACUGAUUGUUUAGAUUCGCCCUCUCUAUUGCGCGUCGCUUAUAUCCCCCGACGAUGGGUCAACCGUCGUUCGAGGCAUCCAAUGCCGUUAUAUACGUUACUUAUGGCGCGUUUCUGUUAUUAGGAACAGGCCUGGCCUGGAAAAUGAGAAACCAGUCCAAGGCUGAGUUCCUCUCUGGAAAUAGGACUCAAACUGCCUUUCCUUUGGCGCUCAAUUUCAUUGCUGCUGCUAUGGGCUCGGGAAUCCUGUUCUCGUACCCACAGCUUGCUACCCUUGCAGGCCUCCAGGGUGUGCUGGUGUAUGCCAUCUCGUCGGCUGUCCCGCUGCUGAUCUUCGCGGCGCUCGCGCCAAUUAUCCGCAGGAAGUGUCCCGAGGGAUUCGUCCUGACGGAGUGGACGAGGCAGCGGUAUGGCGUUGUGACGGCGCUUUAUUUGGGCGCUUUGACGUUGCUUACACUGUUUCUGUAUAUGGUUGCAGAGCUGUCUGCUAUCGGGCAGGUCAUCGAGGCUUUGACCGGGCUGAAUGGUCUGCCUGUUGUUAUUGUUGAAUGUGUCGUUACUACUAUUUAUACUUCCCUCGGAGGUUUCAAGAUCUCCUUCAUCACGGACAACGUCCAGGGCGCCAUGAUCUGCGCCCUGAUCAUCAUAGCUACGAUCACCAUCGGCGUCAAAACAGAUAUCAAGCCAGAGUUAAUCGCUGAUUCUGGCCUGCUUAACGCGAGUCUCGUAGGCUGGCAGUUGGUUUACAUUCUACCCGUCGCCAUCCUGACCAACGACUUUUUUCUGGCAAACUUCUGGCUACGCGCCUUCGCCUCCAAGACCGACAAGGACCUCUGGAUAGGCGUCUCGGUGGCCGUGGUCGUUAUUCUGAUCGUCUUGACGCUAGUCGGGUGCACUGGUUUAAUUGCCGUGUGGUCAGGCGCAUUUGAGCCCGACGGCGAUGGAUCCGUGGCUUUCUUCCUGCUGCUGGAGCAACUACCCAAUUGGGUCGUGGGUAUCGUCAUCGUCAUGUCGGUGUGCCUGAGUACUGCAGCAUUCGAUAGCUUACAGUCUGCCAUGGUAUCCUCCGCUUCCAACGAUAUCUUCCGCAACCGUCUGAACAUCUGGUGGAUCCGAGGCGCGGUCGUGCUGGUUAUUUUCCCAGUGGUAGUGCUUGCGCUGAAGGCACCGAGUAUUCUGCAGAUCUACUUAAUCUCUGACCUACUAUCCGCUGCUACUAUUCCGGUACUUAUACUCGGACUAUCGGAGCGCUUCUACUGGUGGCGGGGUUUUGAGGUAUUAAUCGGCGGUCUUGGAGGGAUACUAACGGUCUUUAUCUUCGGCACUAUCUACUACGGCGACGCGAAGUUGGGCGGUGAGCUCAUUCUUCUAGAGCAAGGACUGUACACCGGGGACUGGGGUGCGUUUGGAGCCUUCGUUGCUGCGCCGGUCGGUGGUUUGCUCUGGGGAUUCGGCGCGCUGGGAGUAAGACUGGGUGUCCAGUACGUGCUAUCUAGGGUACGAGGUACCCGAUUCGAUGCGCUUGACUACCCUACUAUAGUGCCGCAGGAGGAUUCUGAUGCCUUGGCUGGGUCAAGUGAAGAUACUACGACUACCAAGAUCACUGGCAAGUUUUUCUAGGCCGGGUUCUACUGCAAUAUGAAAUAGGACAAAGUACAACUUUUGCGCGGUGUGCGAUAUAAGAAAGGGGGGUUUAGAAUCAAGAGCACAUAGGUAGACUAUCGUUUUGGCGGAUGAGGCCAACCUUUAAUUUUUUCCCCAAGGGCUGUUUUAUGUCGGAAUAAAGUUGAAAAUUGAACUAUACCAUGGUAUACUUUAAUUUACGGAUAAUGC
This is a messenger RNA of Daldinia loculata, 2103 nucleotides long. RefSeq lists its product as uncharacterized. NCBI's taxonomy places the organism in Eukaryota, Fungi, Ascomycota, Sordariomycetes, Xylariales, Hypoxylaceae. Bases 325 to 1890 code for a protein of 521 amino acids. Gene Ontology annotation, molecular function: transmembrane transporter activity. The transcript is spliced from 5 exons. The record is from RefSeq and is a predicted model, not a curated record. Gene Ontology annotation, biological process: transmembrane transport. Gene Ontology annotation, cellular component: membrane.